GAACGUUCCGAUAUUCUAAACUCGUGAUUCUAGUUAAAAGUAUACCAUAUUAAAACAUACUGCAAAGUUAUUAACUAUCAGGAGUAUUUUUAAAUCAUCAGUAUUCCAUUCAGAUUGGCGGAUCUGUUAAAUUCUUUCAGUGUCUUCUGCUUGACUUUUAUUGCGCCGACGCAGGCGGAAAUUUCGCAUCCGUUACCACUUCCUCAAGCGCAAGCAGUCGCCAUAUGAGUGAAACUUCUAUGUACUUUGUUGUUCACGUUGUAGAAAAGAAGUAUAGGUUUGUGUGUAAAGACGCCAUUUCUUUAUGCUACUUUUCUGUAGAAUUUUAAUAAAAUCUUGUUGACACAUUCGAACAUUCUUAAUGUGUUGCACAGGUAUCAUCAUUAUGAUCUAAUACCUACGUAAGACUAAAGGAGUGCCGAUUAGACACUUCUUCAAUGGCAGUGCCCUGGUGAUUUCUGCUUACCUGAGUGAGGAGCGUGACAGAUUGCACAUUGAUGUUGGCCCCGGACCAGUUACUUGCGUUACAAACUCUUUUAAAUCUUGUACUAGUGUUUAUGAACUGAGAAAGAUGUGUUCUUUCUCACCAGUGUUGGUUGACAGUCAGAGCGAGAGCUGAUGUCAUAAACAGUGAAAACUGUGCAGUGAAUUUUUUAUGGGGUUAUGCUUUUCUUGCAGAAAGUCUAGACUGAACAGUGUAAAGUCUGAAUAUUUUUCUGCAUCAGCAACACCACUCCAUGUUUGUGUUGAGGAGCAAAGAGGACCAGAAUUGGGUUCAUCUUCUAAAGAAAUUUGCCAGUACACAGGUUACAUAAAGAUGGCAAACACUAUGUCAAACAUGAAAAUGACCAAUCCUAUUAAAGGUCUUGUCAGUAAGAGACGAAAAAGAUACACCCAAGAUGGAUUCAAUUUGGAUCUUACAUGUAUCCUUUGUUUACACUUUCCAGUUACAUUUUUCUUGCAAUUAUUAUAUAGGAAUCAUAUUGAUGAUGUUGUAAAAUUCUUGGAAGCUAAACAUAAAGACCAUUACAAAAUUUAUAAUUUGUGUUCAGAGCGUUCAUAUGACGUAGCAAAAUUCCAGCAGCGUGUUGCCAAUUACCCAUUUGAUGAUCACAACCCUCCAAAGAUGGAACUUAUUGGACCAUUUUGUACAGAUGUCCACAAUUGGCUGUCACAGGACCACAGGAAUGUUGCAGCAGUUCACUGUAAAGCAGGAAAGGGUCGUACUGGCGUGAUGGUAUGUUGUUAUAUGUUACAUAGUAAGCAGUUUCCAACAGCCAAUGAGGCACUCAACUAUUAUGGUCAGAUGAGGACCCUUGAUACGAAGGGUGUGACCAUACCCAGCCAGCGGCGUUACGUAGGUUAUUAUGCAUCUUUAUUACAAGAACAAUUAAACUACCAUCCAGUGACACUUCUCAUCAAAGAAAUUCACCUAGAACCCAUGCCAACUAUUAAUGGAGGACAGGCUUGCCUUCAGUUAGUGAUCUCUGAGUCGAGUACAAAAGUGUUCUCAUCGCCAGUAUAUGAAGUGAAGAAGGGUUCUCCUUCUUUUCACAUUUGCUUGGAGCAGUAUAUCCCUUUGCAAGGUGAUAUCAAGGUGGAGUUCUUCAAUAAACCCAAGAUGAUGCGGAGAGAGAAGAUGUUUCAUUUUUGGUUCAAUACAUUCUUUGUUCGUGAAGAAGUACAAGUACCUGAGGCUUCUGUGAACGGAAAUGAGGACAUGGAUAUGAUGCCUCCUGAACGUUCUAGCCGAGCCAUGAGCUGUGACGAACAAUCCCAUGUGCCACCUCUUAACAUUCGGCAACCAAGAACUGGUUCUCUUGUGUCGCUAGAGCCAAACAUGAAGAUGUUGGUGCUACAGCUUGAUAAAUGGGGACUUGAUGAUGCCCAUAAAGAUAAGCAGAAUAAGGUUUACACCUCAGAUUUUAAGGUGAGUUUGUUCCUUCACCGAGUUCCCACAGAAUUGGGUUCGGUCCCUCCAAUGGAGCAGUGCUGGUCACGUAGCAGGCAGGCUACCAAGUUCCAAGAAACACCAAGUGAAUCAUCAGGAAAUGAUUCAAGUGAGUCUGAUACAGCCGAAGAGGAAGAAGAGGAGGAUGGUUGGGAGUCAGUGGAUUCUGCAGAGCGAAGGGUGGGCAGAUACCGUCUCCUGUCCGAUCCUGACUUCAGGCAUUCAGGCCAACUCUUUCAGUCGUGAUGUCAACGGGGAUGGGAUUUUGGGUCUGUUGUAAUAGGGUGCAAGGGUCCUGACUGAAAUAUUGACAUGGGGGGGGACAGCAGCAGAAGUCAGACUGUCUACAAACAUUCAUUUCUGUUGUUCCAAUAUUGUACAAUGGGAUCAAGAAAAGAGAGCAUCAAGUUCUUAAAUUUAGGGUAUUGUUGUGAAGUACAGCAAGUGAAUAUAUAGUGGUUGUCCAAAAAGGGAUAUGCAUAUCUCUGUUAAAAUUUUGGACAGAUCUCCAUUUGAUCAUCUGCUGAUGGUUAGUGUUACGAAGAGGGGGUGUAAGGGUAGGGAUGAUAUGCAGAACACUGUCUAUCCUGAUUUGGUACCAGAGGUAGAGUGUUUGUGUGACUGGCUUUGUUAGUGUGGCUAACACUUUGUAAAAUGAAAAAUAAAAAGUUUUAUAUUUUAAUUUUGUGUUUCAGUGGUACUCCAUACACAAGAACAUUGAAAGACUCUAUUUUUCAUUUUUCAAAAUGUUUGGUUGGCUAACAUGGUUAACAUGAACACUUUGCCCCUGCUUAUUACAGAGCAGUUGCUUGGAAAAGACAGUCUUUAGGAAAUAGUGCUGAGUGCAUCUUGUAUAUUUGAGCCACUGGAUAAUUUGCAGGUUCAGUUGUCUUACUGUAUUCCCUUUAGUGGAAACUGAGGCCAUAUUUCAUUCAGACAUUAGUAUUUUUUGAAACAUUGAAGGUUAUGAAUUUCUUAUUUCAUGUUGAUUCAGUGUCUUGGGGGUUUGUGAUAGUCACAUAUAAAUUAGCCAUUGUUUUUUAUUUUACUUAUUCAUUUAGAUUAUUUAUUUUAUGGCUAUGCAUAACUGAAAAGAUAGUUUCUGUUGUAAUGGCCAUGUUAGUUGCUUGAUUUGUAAUUUUGGUAGGUAAUAGGAUGAAGGUUGGAUGGAACUGAAUUGUAGGUUAGGCUCCUUCUAUUUACUUAGGUCCCAGCAACCUGACAGAAGAGUAUGGAGCAGGUACAGUGAAUUUUUUUUGUGUGAUCAGCUGUGAUGAGUAAACAUUUGAUGCUGGAGUCAGAGACAAUCUCUGAAACAUCAGGUUUUUACUUUUUAUAUGCACAGUUGAUCACCCAGGAAGAAUUAAUUGCAUUUAGUAGCCAUAAAAAUAUUUGGAUUUCAUAUCAAGCAGAUAAUUAUGUAUAUGCAGUUCAUAGUUUUGGUAUUUCUCCUCACAUCUGUUUGGAAUAUGGUCAUAGGUGUUAGAUGUGAAUGGUUGGAAAUGGGUGUGCAUGGAAAUUUGCUUUGGUUGGCUGCUGCCUUUUACAUCAAAUUUUAAGUAAGUAUGGUAGUAGCCUCUCUUUAUUAAUGACAUUUAUUGUGUGCAUAUUAUCUCCUAUCUUUUUAGAAUUUUAUGUACUUCAUAACAUGUUUGUGAUGUUCUUUGAAUUUGUAAGACUGUUUUUUUAAUUGUCUUGCAUAAUUUGUAUAAGUGCACUGUUGAUAGUAUUUUUGCAGAGGGAAAUAUGUAUUUCCCAUUUUCCUUCUCCAAAAGUUCCAUAAGGUGUGCAUUUUUAAAAAAUUAGUUUACUUGUGAUGUUAUUUUUGGCCAAGUGGCUUUCAUUAGUGUACAUCUUAAUCCAAUGUUGGAUCUGUACCAAAGAAGUGGAUAAUUUUAUAAAAUCAUUAAAUAGACCUGAUGUAUUGUCAAGAAUGAAAGUGUGUUUUUCACAUACAAUGUACAAAUAUUUAUGUUGCUUUUAUAUUUUUAGAACUGUAUAUUUGUCUUUUACUUCUUGUCAGUACCAAAGUUGUGCAAACUUUUAACAUUGAACAAAUUACGUGUUAAGAACAAGAUACAUUAUGUGCACACAGUUUGAACCAGUCUUGUGAUUUUAAAUUUGACAUUUACUUUCUUCUUUUUUUAACAAAAUUAGUUGCUUCUAGAUUUGGCAGUAUGGUGACACCAGUACAAUGGCUAUAUUUGCUUCAGUUUGUGGUUAUGUUGAACCCAUUUUAUGUUGACAGGGGAUUGAACCAAAGCAUUAAAGUAAGAUCAAAGUAAUCAUUUAGGUAUGUUUUUUCCAUCAGUUUGCAGUCAACUAUAGAUAGGGUGUGCUUCAUCUGGAGAUGUAGUAAAAAGUAGUCUUAAUAGACUAUUAUUGUACUUGCAAUAGGAAAUCAUUUUGAUUAUUUAUACCACAACUCCAUUGUACAUACAAAUUUGUUAUUACAAUUGAAUGUUGAGCUGCUUGUACUCUGGUUGCUGAAAGUAUGGAUUUUAGUUUUCAUAAUACCACUUGUUAUUGAUAACCCCAUGACAGUAACGAAAUGUACCAACAUGACACACUUGAAAUGUCUAAAAAAAAUUAGUAUGAACAUCAGUUAUUCACAAAUUAUACAGGGAAGAGGGUAAGUUACAUUAUCUGCAUUAAUUUGAGAAAAGAUCUGAAUUGUUUAAGGCCUAAAUGUUAUGAAAAAAAUACAAAUUUUAUGAAAUUAUGGAUAAAAUCAUGGUGCAUUGUGUAGUGUUUAAGUAUGUGCCACAUUAAAACGUCAAAUAUCCCAUGCAGUAUUAGGGAGUGUUUUGUCCUGAGAUCUGACAUUUUGAAUAUGAGCUAUAUUCUGUAAGCUUUAUUUAGUCCUGACACAUAUGACUUAAAUUUGCUUCACAUGUUGAAAAGUGACAGGCUAUGAACUGAAUGGAUAGGUUUUGAUUGCUGGCUUUGGUUCUUAUUGCGAUGCCAUAAUGGCUCUAGGGUCUGCUGAGUUACAGGGAAGUUUGCUGGAAUGAAAUUGUAUAAUAUUAAUUCAUGGAACAUUGCUUUGGAAUUUAUGCUCUGUGUUGUUGUGAAGCUGAUUUUGAAACACACUUAAUUUGCUUGAAUUAUCACUCUGAAUACACUGACUACUUUGAUCUUCCACAUCUCUCCAAGUAAUAUUUGAUAAUUAUUAUGUAAGUUAGGAGAUCAUAAUUUCUCCAGAUUAGAAUGUGGUUUGGGCUCGUUGUUCAAAAUUUCAGUUAUUUAACUCUCUAAUAGAAAAGCCAAGUGAUAUGAGCUAUUUAAGAAUUACAAAGAUGUUUUGUAAAGCAUUGGUAGUACUUCUCUUCCCAAGAUAAGAAGCAGAAAGUCUUGAAAAUUAAAUACUUUAUACAGCUUACUAUCUCUUAAUACAUGUAUACUUAUACAUAUAUAUAUAUUCAGUAGAAUACAAUAUAAAACCAUUUUAGUAUCGGGUAGAUUUAGCAAAACGUGUCCCAUCAACGCUGUAUGAGUUUACUGGCAAGGAAAGGGUUGAAGAAGGUGUGUUAAUGAAACGUAGGAACUUUAAGUUUGAUUUAUGAGUGAUCCUAAUAACCCAUCACUAUUUUAAUUUGGCAUUCAAGAUUGAUGCAAAAUGUUUAGCCAUGUGGUGUUCAGAUGGCAGGUCCAUUUUAAAAUCCCUUUCUGAUGACUGAGUAGCUGACUUUUGCUGUUGGUUCCAUUCCCUGUCUGAGUGGCUGUCACAAAUUGUGAAUAAAUCUGGAAUUAUCAGGGUACUUGGAGGAGUGUUGAUGGUGCAAUAUUUUUGUGUUGUGUAGGUUAGUUCAUGAAGAAGAAACCUCGGGCUCAGAAUUGUGAAGUAUGGAAACAAACUGAUAUGUGAACUAAUCGUGUAUGUGUGUGUGUGUGUGUGUCUGUAUCUGUCGAUAUCGUUUGAUGUUGUGUACAAUGGUCAGUAUCUAAAAAAAUGAAAAAUGAAAAUCUCUCCCAAAAAAUCCUUUUCAUACUUGUCCAUUUACUGCAAGAACUAUUUACUACUAUCACUUUAUUAAUAUGAUUAUUAAUCUUAAUGAUUACUUCUUUGUAAAAGUUCUGUAUUGCAUUAUUUUGAGAAAAAGAGCAUUAAACAUAGUUUUCAAUUGUAAUUAGACACCUCUUUCAACUCUUAAUAUGGCCUUCAUAUCUUCCUUUUGUUCUCUGUACCAGAUUUACUUGAAUAUAUUGUGUGGUAAACUUACUGCAUAUGAAUAGCAUAAAUCCGUUCGUACAAAACAUAUGACAGUUUGCUUAGGGAUGAAAAUAUAAUUACCACAGUGAGGCAAACACAAAAUAAUAUUCAUUCAUAAAGUUAAGCAGCUCAAGUAUAUAAUGAAAUAUGUAGUUUAUGUUUAGAAAUCUUAAAAUAAUACAAAUAGUAGAAAUUAAUUUCAGUAUUUCAGAAUUGUAGAACCUUCUGAACAUUGAAACAUUCCCAUCUGCUUCAGAAUAAAAGGUUAAUGGUUUACAAAACAGUAGCUGUUUAAGAGGACGAGAUUUUCUCCCAUAAACUAGACUGGUAUAUUGUAUUAUAUAAGUUCUUUGAACAAGAAAAUAUUUAGACAGGUAAUAGUUAAAAUUAAAACUUAAUUAAGACACCAAUAUGAUCAGUAACACUACUGAUGUUAGGUUCUACCAUCAGUUCAUUACACACAUUAUACUAAUCCAUGCAAUGUAAAAAAUCAGCAAGCCGAUUUGAGGUUUAGAAAUAUCCUAACUACACAUACAUUUGAGUGUUGUGUGCUAGUGCCAAGUGAUCAUUAUAUUUGCCAAAUUGAAAAAUGUGUGUGUAUCUUAUGGAGGCUCAAGCAUGAAGCCAGAGCCCUUUCUAUGAAACCUUGAUUUCACUGUAAUUAUAUCACUUACUAGAUUUAAGAGGUUUACACAGUUGAGAUGUCUUCCAUAUAGCAUUAGUGUUGUUAUAACUUUACAGUAAAAUAAUUGUGGUCUGCAAGAAAAGACGUACCAGUGGCUCUGAAUCUAUGUAUCCUAUACACUGGGUAAUAGAGGCUCUUUCAUUGGGAUUAACAAAUAUUUGGUGGUUUAACUCCUGUCUCCUCUCUUUGUACAUUUUCAUUGUUUGGUGCAUAGGUUUUACUAUUUAUUGCGUAAGUGGGGCCAUAGAAGUAACAGUUAAACUGCAGUUUGGGGUUCAGAAUAGAAAAUGUGUAUUUGUAAUGUUCAUAAAUGUUAUUUAUUAUGAAAUGUCUACAUGCACAGUAAUAUUUAAAAUAAAGGAACAACUAGUAGC
Molecule: messenger RNA, 7223 nt
Organism: Zootermopsis nevadensis
Lineage: Eukaryota; Metazoa; Arthropoda; Insecta; Blattodea; Termopsidae
Source: RefSeq, a predicted model, not a curated record